AAGAAUACAAUAGGGAUAGAGCUCUCAGUGAACAUAAAGAAUCGAAUAUACUUGACAAAACUUCUCAACCAAGUAAGGCAGAAGUGAACCUCGAUAGCAUUGUGAAUGGACUUGCAGCAUUGAGUAUAAACCGGGUAGAACGAGAAGAAAAGUUGAAUCGAUCCGAUAUCGAAAAUAUGAUUCAAAAUGUGGUGGUGAAAACUGUGAAAGAUCUGAAUCGAAAGCAAAGUUAUUAA
Messenger RNA from Racocetra persica, 236 nucleotides. The record is from the annotation of a GenBank genome assembly. Lineage: Eukaryota; Fungi; Glomeromycota; Glomeromycetes; Diversisporales; Gigasporaceae.